AUGGCGGCCAGUGCGCUUUCAGAUUAUUUUGCGAAUAAAUUUUUAUUAAAAGCCGCCAAGAUCUAGCAUUUUAUAGGGCAAUGCUUUUUAGCAAUGUCUUUUAUCGGAGACGGAGAUCACAAAAAAUUAUCCGUUCCCGGAGCUGUACCACAGUUGUUGGACGAAUCAUUAGCCAAGGCUUAUUGGACCGAACUUCCUGACAAUCUUCUUCUAGACAUUUUUUCUUUCCUUUCUCCUAAAGAAGCCUUAAACGCUGGUCAAGUAUGCCGCAACUGGUAUCGGCUGUCCAAGGACGAGAUGCUUUGGAAAUCACUGCUCCAAGAAACUUUAUUUCCAGACCGCACCAAGAGGAUCAAACUGAAACUUCCUAAGUCGGCGUCCUCUUGGUUAAAGGAAUUUCAAAGAAUCCACUACAAAACGCCUUUCGUGGAAAGUCAGAUACUUGAAGAACACACUGAUGAAGUCCUUCAUGUAACCUUUUCUCAUAAUGGUCAGUUGUUAGCUUCAAGUUCCAAAGACUGUAGUGUAAUUCUAUGGCGCGUUUCCAGUUGUACAUGUGUCAGUAUGGCGCAAAAGAUUAAUUUUCAGGAGCGUAAUUGGGAAUAUGUUCAGUUCUGCGAGUUCAAUGCAAGCGAUACAUUACUUCUUGUAUCAGGAGUCAAUAAGUUACGGCGUUUAAGCUAUACAGGUGAAAUUUUCAUUUGUGAAGUACAGAACUUUUCUGUGAUUGCUUUAGUGCAUGGUAUAAACAAUGAACCGUAUGAUGUGUUUGGAGCAUGGCUUACAGAAAGGUGUUACAUCUCAGGGACAUUUGAAUUUAUGGAACCUGAAAAUGAUGGGUCAUCAAUCUCCGAGCUUUGGGCAAAUUAUGUGGAUGAAUCAACAGAAAAUCAAAGGAACCUAGCUCAAAUUUUGAAUCACAAUUCAAGCUCUGUGAGGACUGUUCUAGUGGCUCACCCAAAUGCUAAUGCUCUACCACACACAUAUGCUUCUGCAGCAAAGAAGAAAGAUGAGGAUGUCUGCCUGAUAUUUACACAUGGAACUGUUACCUAUGUCCCUCAUCAGAUAGUUUUUAAGUGGCUGAAAUUACCAAAGGGCAGUACAAGAAAAUUUGAGCAGGGUAAAGGAAUUUCUUCUGAGGGGUAUGAGCCUUUUACCAGGAAAGAGCACUACAUUGAAACAAAUGCACAUAUAAUCGGCAUGAGCCUAUCACCAGACCAUCAGUAUCUGUACGUGAAUUGUCGCAUGUGGGAGCAGCCAGCUGGCAAUGUUGUCGACGACGCAGCCCAAUUUCCUCCAGAAAUUUCCAAUGAUAUUACCUUGCAGGUGUACAGCUUGUCCACAUAUAAACUUGUUGAUGUCCACAGUGGCCAUAAAGCAUACACUGCAAAUAAUGGCUGUUUCUUUAUUUUUUUGAAUGUUGCAGACCAGUUGGUUGCAAGUGGAGCAGAGGACCAUUGUGCUCAUGUGUGGGACAGACAUUUUGGAGCCAAGCUGGCCACUCUAAAGGGACAUACUAAUGUGGUGAACUGUGUUGCAUUUAACCCUGUUAAUCAAGAAAUGGUGGUCAGUGCAAGUGAUGACCACACAAUCCGAGUAUGGAAGUCACGACAUUUGUCUAAGUUGUAUGAGGAAGCAGAUCUGGAAGAGCAAAGUGGAGAGGUCAGCCCUUUCUAUGAAGACAUUUUCCGCGAGACAGUUCUGUGAGCAGGAUAAAUUCACACUGAAAAACAUUCAAACCAUUACCUAGAUCAACAAGCUUUUAUUUCUUUUGGCAAUGUAUAAUCACAAGCUGAGGUUUUUUUUAGCCAUUGAUCUGCACCUAAAGCAUAAGCAUUAGACAUUCUUAAGGCAAUAGUAAAUAAAAAAAAAAGUGCCUGAAGAGUCUUUUAACAUUUUCUAGGUCACAUGGGAUACAAGAGGGGAAAAAUUGUUGAGAAAACACUGAAAAAACGAGAAAUACUUUAUAAAGAUACUUUAAAGAACACAAUUUUUUCCAGGCAGAGAAAUGCUCGCUAAGAUUUAUGAUGGCGCAUCAGCUCUCUUCGCAGAAUUUGAAAUGUUUUUUGUCUUUCUUGUUUUCAAAUUUAUUACAUUUUAUUGAAGGAAUAAAAGUGCUGAUAAUGAGAA
Molecule: messenger RNA, 2130 nt
Organism: Pocillopora verrucosa
Lineage: Eukaryota; Metazoa; Cnidaria; Anthozoa; Scleractinia; Pocilloporidae
Product: F-box/WD repeat-containing protein 5
Biological process (GO): protein ubiquitination
Cellular component (GO): Cul4-RING E3 ubiquitin ligase complex; SCF ubiquitin ligase complex
Molecular function (GO): protein binding
Source: RefSeq, a predicted model, not a curated record